Puma concolor (puma) is the source of this 885-nucleotide messenger RNA. RefSeq names its product syntaxin 19 (gene STX19). The record is from RefSeq and is a predicted model, not a curated record. NCBI's taxonomy places the organism in Eukaryota, Metazoa, Chordata, Mammalia, Carnivora, Felidae. Gene Ontology annotation, biological process: synaptic vesicle fusion to presynaptic active zone membrane; exocytosis; intracellular protein transport. Gene Ontology annotation, molecular function: SNARE binding; SNAP receptor activity. Gene Ontology annotation, cellular component: synaptic vesicle; endomembrane system; plasma membrane.
AUGAAAGACCGACUUCAAGAACUAAAGCAACGAACAAAAGAAAUCGAACUCUCCAGAGACAGGCAUGUGUUGACUACAGAAGCAGAAGAACAAGGGGUGUUUUUGCAGCAAGCUGUUAUUUAUGAAAGAGAGCCGGUAGCUGAGAGACACUUACAUGAGAUCCAAAAACUACAGGAGAGUAUUAACAAUUUGACAGAUGAUGUUCAAAAAUUUGGGCAGCAACAGAGAAGUCUGGUGGCUUCAAUGAGAAGGUUUAGUCUACUUAAGAGAGAGUCUAGCAUUACAAAGGAGAUAAAAAUACAAGCAGAACACAUUAACAGAGGUUUGGAUGAUUUAGUAAAAGAAGUUAAGAAGUCAGAGGCUGAAAAUGGUCCAUCAGCAGUGGUGACAAGGAUACUUAAAUCUCAGCAUGCUGCGAUGUUCCGCCAAUUUCAGCAAACAAUGUUUACAUACAAUGAUACAUUAGCAGCAAAGCAGGAGAAGUGCAAGACAUUUAUUUUCCGUCAGCUUGAAGUUGCUGGAAAAGAAGUGCCUGAAGAAGAAGUAAAUGAUAUGCUUUAUCAAGGCAAAUGGGAAGUUUUUAAUGAAAGCUUACUUACAGAAAUCACUAUCACUAAAGCACAACUCUCAGAGAUAGAACAAAGACACAAGGAACUUGUUAAUUUGGAGAACCAAAUAAAAGAUUUAAGGGACCUUUUCAUUCAGAUAUCUCUUUUAGUAGAGGAACAAGGAGAAAGCAUCAACAAUAUCGAAAUGAUAGUGAAUGGUACAAAAGAAUAUGUUAACACUACUAAAGAGAAAUUUGGACUUGCUGUAAAAUACAAAAAAAGAAAUCCUUGUAAGGUAUUGUGUUGUUGGUGUUGCCCGUGCUGUGGCUCAAAAUAA